Carassius auratus (goldfish) is the source of this 993-nucleotide messenger RNA. It is a transcript of the gene tomm20b, whose product is annotated as translocase of outer mitochondrial membrane 20b. The transcript has 5 exons. The coding region runs from base 112 to 558 and encodes 148 amino acids. Gene Ontology annotation, molecular function: transmembrane protein transporter activity. Lineage: Eukaryota; Metazoa; Chordata; Actinopteri; Cypriniformes; Cyprinidae. Gene Ontology annotation, cellular component: mitochondrial outer membrane translocase complex. The record is from RefSeq and is a predicted model, not a curated record. Gene Ontology annotation, biological process: tRNA import into mitochondrion; protein import into mitochondrial matrix; intracellular protein transport.
UCACCGGGGUCUUUCCUCGUGUGGCUCUCCGUGAGGGUCACGCAGUCAGUCUGAUCGCUGUUAUUAUUAUUAUUAUUAUAGUUUCUCGGCUCUGAUAUCGUGUCUCUCGUCAUGAUGGGCGCCAGCAGCAGCAGCAGCAGGAUCGCAGCUGGUUUGGGCGCAGCGCUGUUUGUCGCGUACUGCAUUUAUUUCGACAAAAAGAGACGCAGUGACCCGAACUACAAGAACAAACUACGAGAACGGAGAAAAAAGCAGAAGGCGGUUCAGGAGAAAGCUGGAUUAUCAAAGUUGCCAGACCUGAAAGACGCUGAAGCCGUCCAGAAGUUCUUCCUGGAGGAGAUUCAGCUCGGAGAAGAGCUGCUGGCGCAGGGUGACUAUGAGAAGGGUGUGGAUCAUCUGACGAAUGCGAUCGCUGUGUGUGGUCAGCCGCAGCAGCUCCUACAGGUCCUGCAGCAAACACUUCCUCCUCCAGUCUUCCAGAUGCUCCUCACCAAACUGCCCACCAUCAGCCAGCGUAUCAUCAGCGCUCAGAGCGUCAGCGACGACGACAUCGAGUAGAAGUCCUCCAGCAGCUCUGUGACAUCACGUCCUGUCUGAUUCGAAUCAGUCCGCCGCUCUGCCCCGCCCCCUUUCCAUCCAGUUUUCAAACAGUGCACGCACAGAAGCGAGUUUUGUUUUGAAUCUGAGCUUGACCUGUUGAAGUUGACGUGUGUUUCAGUGUAUUAGAACUACAGGAGACGAGCAUGACCUGUUUUUUCUUCGCCAAUUAUUUGUUUUACUAGCAAAGCGUUUUGGGUUUACACAAUUAUGAAAUAUGCAAGCAGUAAACUGUAAAGUAAAGAGUACAUGCUGCUGUCAUUUAUCUGUGUUCAUGUAUUUAAGUUAUUUACGUUUAAUGUGGUAUUGUGGGACAGGAAGCACAUUUAAAUGUGUUCUGUUUUAGGGGAGUUUCCUCUUUUUUUUAACUCCAAAAUAAAAAUAAAAUAAAUCAUA